This is a messenger RNA of Cuscuta europaea, 1220 nucleotides long. NCBI's taxonomy places the organism in Eukaryota, Viridiplantae, Streptophyta, Magnoliopsida, Solanales, Convolvulaceae. The record is from the annotation of a GenBank genome assembly.
CAAUUUUAGACUUAUGUUGUAUAUACCUCCUUCAUCUCGGCCAGAGCUUUCUCGAUGAAGAGCAGAGGGGACAGGGCAUGAAGUUGCAAAUCGAGUUGAGCACAGUCGUUGUUUUGUUGUAGCUUAGUCGCCGAUUUGCGAAUUUGUAACACGACAAUUAUGGUUGCCCAGGUUUCCGAGUUGAACUUUCCAAUGCAGGUCCGAGAAAGUAUCUUCCUCCAACGUCGAGGCGAGACCUUUCCCUCGAUAUCGAGCUCUUCAUCCUAUUUUUGAAUGAAUAAGUUCAUAAGGCAGCUUGGGCAGCUCAAAGUAAUGGCAGACCAUCGAAAUCGCCAGUAUGACGUAUGGAGAUAUUUGGUUGUGUUCUUCUUCUCUUGUCUCAGAGUCCGUUUGUGGCUUUGGAUGAGUUGAGGAAAAGAGACUGUAAACCCGAUUUUAUAGCAUACCGAGUUGUUUCAAAAGCAUUGAGAGGAAUCCGAAAUGUGGUCAAUGUAGAAAUGGUAUUGAAGAAAAAAGGAAGCUGGGAGUUGCACCUAGAUCCAAUGAUUAUAAAGAAUUCAUUUUAGAUUGAUUUCAGAAAGACUAAUAUCAGAAGCAAAAGAGUAGUGAGAAGUAACCAUGGAUGGGAAUUUCCCCACGGAUGAUAAUCUACUCAAUGUGCUGAUUGGAUCUGUUUCGGUUGUUGAUCCCCAUUCCUCUAUGUUAUUCUUCAAUUUCAUGGUUGGCAAAGAUGUAUUUCCCACCCUUCUUACUUUGAACAAUAUGGGUAGGAACCUUUGCAAGCACGAAAAUGUUGAAAUGUUAGUUGAGCUUUUUCAGAAGUUGUCUGCUAGAGCACAUGUUACAGAUCAACAAAGUUAUAAAGUGAUGAUCACACUCUUGUGGGAGGCGGGUAAAGUAAAGGAAGCUUAUGAUCUUCUUUGUGAGAUGAAAAGAAAAGGUUUUGAUUUUGACAUAUUGUCUUACAAUUCACUUCUACAAGCCUGUUGUAGUGAAGAUUUAGUGCAACUUCAAAACAACUAUGGGAUGAAAUGUUUACAAAUGGUUGCCCUGGAAAUAUAAAGACAUAAAACAUCCUUAUCAAGAAGUUUACAGAAGUUGGUGAAGUUGAAGAAGCUUACAGGCUUUUUCAGCAUAUGUCUGAAAAAGGGGGAUAUAUGUAAUACAUUGAAAUACUAGAUUGAACUACAUGAUUGUUGUGAUACUUUUAUACUUUUUUU